This is a messenger RNA of Ipomoea nil (Japanese morning glory), 3990 nucleotides long. RefSeq lists its product as uncharacterized. Gene Ontology annotation, biological process: DNA integration. Lineage: Eukaryota; Viridiplantae; Streptophyta; Magnoliopsida; Solanales; Convolvulaceae. The record is from RefSeq and is a predicted model, not a curated record. Gene Ontology annotation, molecular function: nucleic acid binding.
AUGGAUGAAAAAAUGAAUAACUUGUGUUCUAUGCUGGCUACGAAACAAAGUACUGCAUAUAUGAUUGGAGAAAAUGAUUGUUUCGAACAGGCUAAUGCGAUGAACAAUUUUAAUCAAAGGCCUAGAAACGACCCGUAUUCUAACUCUUAUAAUCCGGGGUGGAGGAAUCACCCUAACUUUUCUUGGGGCAAUAAUCAAAAUAAUUUUCAACCAAUUGCUCCACCUCAACCAAAAAAACCAUCUUUGGAGGAUACAUUGCAAAAUUAUAUACAGGUUUGCAAUAAACGGUCGGAGGCAGAUGAGAAACGGUUCCAACAAAAUGAGGCUUCACUUGCAAGAAAUGAGGUUUCCCUAAGAAAAUUGGAAGUUCAAGUGGGGCAACUCGCAGAAGCUAUGCAAGGCCAUGUGCCAGGUAAGUUACCUAGUCAACCUGAAGAAGCUAAAGUUUUGACUGUUUUAAGAAGUGGUAAAGUUAUUGAAAAAAGUGUGAAAGCAAAUACCACUUCUGAACCAGCUGAAAUAGUUGAAAAGUUGCAUGUUGAUGAUAAUAAUAAUAAGGAUGAACCCCAACUGCAUAAAUCUGAUAAUCCUUAUGUGCCCCCUAAGUCUUAUGUUCCCCCAGUUCCAUUUCCUGGUAGAUUGCAAAAUUCAAAAUUUGAUAAAUCAUUUGCUGAAAUUUAUGAUUUGUUGUCAAAAGUGAACGUGAAUUUGCCUUUGUUAGACAUGAUUAAAAAUAUGCCUGCUUAUGCUAAGUUUUUGAAAGAACUAAACACCAGAAAACGUAGGUAUGCACAUAAUGAAAAAGUUUUCAUGUCUAAAACUGUGAGUGCUGUUUUACAAACUGACUUGCCCCCAAAAUUAGAAGAUCCCGGUAGUUUCAUAAUAACUAUUACUGUGGGGAAUUCUAAAAAAGAAAAGGCAAUGCUUGAUUUAGGGGCCAGCAUUAACUUGAUGCCAUAUUCUGUCUACUUGCAAUUAGGUCUAGAUAAAUUGAAAUCUACUACAAUGUCCCUCGAGCUUGCUGAUCGCUCUGUUAGAUAUCCUAGGGGCAUUGUAGAAGAUGUUUUGGUCCAAGUUGAUAAAUUAAUAAUUCCUGCUGAUUUUGUUGUUUUAGACAUAAAUAAAAAGUGUAAUCACGAGCAGGACAUGCCUAUUUUGCUUGGCCGACCAUUCAUGGCCACAGCAAAAACGAUGAUUGAUGUCCAAAAUGGAAAAUUAACUAUGACUGUUCUUGAUGAAACUGUUGAAUUUUCAAUUCUGAAAUCAAUGAAAUUGCCUGAAAACGAUAAUAGUCAUUGCUUUGCUGUAAAUGUUUUAGAUUCAAUAAUUUCUGCUGAGUUACUAGAUGAAUAUCUGUUGAAGGUCGAAGAGAUUGAGGCUGAUGAAGUGGAAUCCAGCCAAAGCACAAUAAAAGAGGGGAGUGGUGAAGGAGGUUCAGUUACAGGCUGUUUGGAGCAAAUUAAGGAAAAACUCCAUCCUUCAAUUGAAGCUGAAGUUCCACCCAAGCUUGAACUGAAACCCCUUCCUAAUUCUUUAAAAUAUGCUUUCUUAGGUCCAAAUAAUACUUUUCCUGUAAUAAUUGCUUCUAACCUUUCACAUGAGCAAGAAACAAGCCUACUAGUGGUAUUAAAAAAAUAUAAAAGUGCAAUUGGUUGGACAGUAGACGAUAUUAAAGGAAUAACUCCGACGGUUUGUAUGCACCGGAUCCUUCUUGAAGAAGGGGCAACUCCUGUCCGCCAACCUCAACGCAGGUUGAAUCCAAAUAUGAAGGAGGUUGUACGUGCAGAAGUCCUAAAGUUGCUUGACUCAGGUAUUAUUUACCCAAUUUCAGAUAGUAAGUGGGUAAGUCCAGUUCAUGUAGUGCCAAAAAAAUCUGGGAUUACUGUGGUUACUAAUGACAAAAAUGAAUUAAUCCCAACUAGAACAGUGACGGGGGGAGUAGAGGUAGAUAAGGCUAAAAUUGAAGUUAUUUCUAAAUUACCUCCCCCUACAUCUGUGAAAGAAGUGCGAAGUUUUCUUGGUCAUGCAGGUUUCUACAGGCGCUUCAUAAAAGAUUUCUCAAAAAUUUGCAGGCCUUUAUGCAACUUGCUGGGAAAAGAUGUUGUUUUCAAAUUUGAUGAUGAUUGCCUUUCUGCUUUUAAGUUUUUGAAAGAAAAAUUAACUGCUGCUCCCAUUCUUGCGGCACCUAAUUGGGAGUUUCCUUUUGAAAUAAUGUGUGAUGCAUCUGAUUAUGCCGUAGGUGCUGUGUUAGGACAAAGAAUUAAUAAAAUGCCUUAUGUGAUUCAUUAUGCAAGUAGAACUUUGGAUAGUGCUCAGGCUAACUAUACAACUACUGAAAAGGAGUUGUUGGCUAUAGUCUUUGCAUUAGAAAAAUUUCGUUCUUACUUAAUUGGUUCUAAGGUGAUUGUUUAUUCUGAUCAUUCUGCUCUGAAAUUUUUGUUGGCUAAAAAAGAUGCAAAACCUAGACUAAUAAGAUGGAUUUUGUUGUUGCAAGAAUUUGAUUUAACAAUCAAGGAUAAAAAAGGGUGCGAGAAUGUGGUAGCUGACCAUUUGUCUCGUUUACCCGAAGUAGCUAAUAAUUGUCAUGAUGUUAAUAUUCCUAUCAAUGACAGGUUUCCGGGUGAACAGUUGCUCUCCUUACAUAAUAAAGAGCCUUGGUAUGCAGAUAUUGUGAAUUAUUUAGUCUCGGGUCAAUUUCACCCAGGCUUAAAUUCACAAAGAAAACAACAUUUUCUCUCCAAAGCAAAAUAUUUCUUUUGGGAUGAACCUUACUUGUUUAAAAUUUGUCCUGAUCAAAUAAUUAGAAGAUGUAUCCCUGAGUUUGAACAGCAAAAUAUUUUGAAUCACAGUCACACUUUAAAUUGCGGAGGACAUUUUAGUGGGAAAAAAACUGCAUUAAAAGUUUUGCAAUCUGGUUUUUAUUGGCCUACUUUGUUCAAGGAUGCAUUUGAAUUUUGUGCUAAGUGUGACAGGUGCCAGAGGACUGGUAAUAUAAGUAAGCGUCAUGAAAUGCCCCUUUCGAAUAUUUUGGUUGUUGAUCUCUUUGAUGUUUGGGGAAUUGAUUUCAUGGGGCCUUUUCCUACAUCCUUUGGUUUUAAUUACAUUCUUGUGGCUGUUGAUUAUGUGUCAAAAUGGGUUGAAGCUGUAGCCACUAGGACAAAUGACAGUAAGGUUGUUUUGAAAUUCGUAAAAGAUAUUUUUGCCAGGUUUGGGACACCCAGAGCUAUUAUUAGCGAUGAAGGUACCCACUUCUGUAAUAAACUUUUUGCAGGUCUUCUAAAAAAAUAUGGCAUUACUCAUAAAGUGGCUACUCCGUACCAUCCACAAACCUCUGGCCAAGUCGAGGUGAGUAACAGACAAAUCAAGGGAAUUUUAGAAAAAACAGUGAAUCCUUCUCGGAAGGAUUGGGCCAUUAAGCUGAAUGAUGCGUUGUGGGCUUAUAGGACAGCCUACAAAACCCCAAUUGGUAUGAGCCCAUACAGGUUAGUAUUUGGCAAGGCUUGUCAUUUGCCAGUAGAGUUAGAACACAAAGCCUAUUGGGCUAUUAAAUUCCUAAAUUUUGAUUUGCAGAGGGCUGGUGGAAUAAGAAAAUUGAAUUUGAAUGAAUUAGAUGAAAUAAGGAAUGAAGCCUAUGAAAACUCAAAAAUCUAUAAAGAGAGGACUAAAGUUUAUCAUGAUAAGUUUAUUUUGAGAAAAAAUUUUGAACCUGGGUGAAAGUUUUGCUAUUUAAUUAUGAAAGUUUUGCUAUUUAAUUCUCGUUUGAGAUUGUUUCCAGGUAAGUUAAAAUCUAGAUGGACAGGGCCUUUUGUGGUACGUGAGGUGUUUUCUCAUGGUGCAUGUGAGAUUGAAAAUCCAGAAACAGGUGAAAAAAUUAAGGUAAAUGGGCAAAGACUAAAGCAGUACCUUGAGGGUGAACCCUCCGCCCUGAUUGUUGAACGGGUAGAAUUGCAGGACUCUGAAUGCCCAUGUCUAGCUACUGACAAUAACUAA